This is a messenger RNA of Rhinopithecus roxellana (golden snub-nosed monkey), 1672 nucleotides long. RefSeq lists its product as uncharacterized. Gene Ontology annotation, cellular component: preribosome, large subunit precursor; nucleolus. Gene Ontology annotation, biological process: maturation of 5.8S rRNA; maturation of LSU-rRNA. Lineage: Eukaryota; Metazoa; Chordata; Mammalia; Primates; Cercopithecidae. The record is from RefSeq and is a predicted model, not a curated record.
AUGCCACAGAACAAAUACAUUGAAUUACACCGUAAACACUAUGGAUACCGUUUGGAAUACCAUGAGAAAAAGAGAAAGAAGGAAAGUCGAGAGGCUCAUGAAUGUUCAAAGAAGGCAAAGAAAAUGAUUGGUCUGCAGGCUAAGCUUUACCAUAAACAGCAUCAUGCUGAGAAAAUACAAACGAAAAAGACUAUCAAGAUGCAUGAAAAGAUAAACACCAAACAAAAGAAGGAUGAAAAGGCUCCACAGGGAGCUUUUCUGCUGGACAGAGAGGGACAAUCUCGAGCCAAAGUACUUUCCAAUAUGAUUAAACAGAAACGAAAAGAGAAGGUGGGAAAAUGGGAAGUCCCUCUGCCUAAAGUACGUGCCCAGGGAGAAACAGAAGUAUUAAAAGUUAUUCGAACAGGAAAGAGAACGAAGAAGGCAUGGAAGAGGAUGGUUACUAAAGUCUGCUUUGUUGGAGACGGCUUUACAAGAAAACCACCUAAAUAUGAAAGAUUCAUCAGGCAUCUGCGUUUCAAGAAAGCCCAUGUAACACAUCCUGAACUGAAGGCCACCUUUUGCCUACCAAUAUUUGGUGUAAAGAAGAAUCCCUUAUCCCCACUGUACACAGCUUUGGGUGUUACUACCAAAGGUACUGUCAUUGAGGUAAAUGUGAGCGAAUUGGACCUUGUGACACAAGGAGGCAAAGUUAUUUGGGGAAAAUAUGCUCAGGUUAACAACAAUCCUAAAAAUGAUGGAUGCAUCAGUCUUACUGGCUCCCUCACCAACACAGAAGGGGAAUUGACUAAAGGAUUAAUAGCCCUCGCCUACAUAAGCCUACGUAAAAAGAGCCCUGAGUCAUACUGCGGGAGCCGAUUCCCCCCUUUGGCCGCGACCCCAGGCUCAAAGCCGCGGGAGCAGGCAACCCAGUGCGCGCUAAAUAACGACCUCACGGAGAAGCAGUCCCUGAGCCCGUCAACAUCGACCCCUAAUCAGAUUACUGAAAAUAGGAAGGCCGGCUGCAGGAACAGUGACACUCUGGGCCCCCACGAUGGGAGGCCGCGGCGGAAGCGGCGUGAUUUUCGGGGUUGCACCUCAGCAAGAUGGUGGCAGGGAGGAUGGGACUCCCGAGAAGGAGCAAAGAAAUGGAUCCCCUCCCUCCAGGACACGGGCAUUGAUUCUGUCUUGGGGUCCCUGCCCACUGGGGAAGGCCUCAUUCCCUUAUCGACCAGAAUACAGGGGCCUCAGUUGAGUGUCGGCCUAUUUCUUCAUCUGACAUUCCCCCUGGCUGGCCAGCAGGCGCCGGCAUCAUGUCUGCAAGUUAUUGUAAGUCCGGCAGGAAUGCCCAGGAGGGAGGUGCCUCUGGCCAGCAGAGUGCCCACUUCCCUCCCAAGAUGUGGCUGCCACUCCUGCACCCUCCACACCCAGUUGGAGAAGAGCAGCGGGUACCCUCAGGGAGGUGGAGUGUAUGAGGCCAGACUGGACUCGGGGAAGGAUGCCAGCAGCCCCCUCUACCAAGAGCGAACCAAGUAUGUAAGAGAAAGAGAGAAGGGAGAGCAGGAAGGACAAUCCCAGUCUUAAUUCCUAGCUCUUCAGCAAACCAAGGAAGUGACCCAAGACGCUCAGGGACCCUUCCACAGAUGCCUGUGGCCCACCCCAUCUGCCAAACACUCACCAGCCCCACAGUCUC